This is a messenger RNA of Xiphophorus maculatus (southern platyfish), 4851 nucleotides long. RefSeq names its product pleckstrin homology, MyTH4 and FERM domain containing H2 (gene plekhh2). Gene Ontology annotation, biological process: negative regulation of actin filament depolymerization. Gene Ontology annotation, cellular component: cytoplasm; cytoskeleton. The transcript has 30 exons. The record is from RefSeq and is a predicted model, not a curated record. NCBI's taxonomy places the organism in Eukaryota, Metazoa, Chordata, Actinopteri, Cyprinodontiformes, Poeciliidae. Bases 192 to 4448 code for a protein of 1418 amino acids. Gene Ontology annotation, molecular function: actin binding.
AAAAAAAAAAAUCAACCCGUGUCCAACUUUUCCCUGAGCUGAAAUGGAAACCUCCCGGAAAAGAGAGAAUCCCCCUUAUUUUUUCUCAUAACUUAGGAUUUUAACACCAGACACAAUAUGUCCGAUUUGAGCAUGGCGUGAAGACGCUCUGAAAACGAAAAACACAUCAGUUUUAUAGCAGGUUCAGCAUCAUGGCAGAGGGGGAGGAGGCGAUGAGCCAGGAAGACUGGAAGGAGAGGUGUACGGUUCUGGAGGCGCUGCUCGUGAAGUUCAGGGUCCAGAUCGUCAAGAUCCGGGAGCUCACCGCAGACAAGAUCCAGCAGCUGGAGACGCAGGUGAUCGAUGCAGAGAAGCGAGCGUUUGCUGCAAACCAGCAGGUGAAGUGGAUGGAGGAGAAGCUGAAGGCAGCAGACGGCCAUCUUGGAGACUCUGAGAUGCGUUUGUUUGAGCAGUGCCAGGAGCUGCAGGCCUUGGUGCAGGAGAAGGAGGAAGUGAUCACCCAGCUGGAGCAGCAGCUGGAGGAGCAGAAACAGACUCGACUCCAGGAUGCCAAGUCAGUGGAGGAGAAAGCAGCUAAGAUCAAGGAGUGGGUGAUGCUCAGGUUGUCAGAGUUUGAGGUGGAGAACGCAGCAUUAAGAGAAACCAACAAGAAGCAGGAAGCUCAGAUCUUGGAGCUGCAGAAACAAGUGCAGGCCUUUGAGCAGAGGUGCAAACCCGGGGAGGCGCAGCGUCUCAGCAGCCUCACGUUUGGAUGCUUCCAGGUUAGGGGUAAAAACCCCCAGGUCCUAACCGGGCCGGCGCCAUGUCAGCGGACCCUCAGCACACAGGAAGAGAUGGAUACAACGCAGACAGGCGGAGACGUCCCCAAACAGAACCAAAGUGGGCUUGGGAUUUCUCUGCAGGAGGACAGCAACUCACCAAAGAAAAGUCCUGAAAGUGCGUCAGAGGGGGAGGAAGUGUGUGAGGGCAAAGGUCGUGUCUCCGGGUUCAGCCGACCCUGCAGCGAGAACUACCUGACGGCUUCGGACGACAGCAGCUCUCUGUUUGAUGAUGACAUGCAGCGCGCCGAGCGACCUGUUUUCGGCCUGGUCCAGCUGUCAGACGCAGCACCGGCAGACGGUUUGAGCGGGGCGGAGGCUAAGCUGGAGGACUGCGCCUCCGAGGAGCUCAACCAGCGAUUUCAGUCUCAGAGACUCGACUCCUCAUCGUCUUCCAGCGAGCCGACCACGCCCAGUCCCAUCCUCACGCCAGCCCUGACGCCGAAGCGACCCAAUGCCCCUCGGGACCCAACCGACAACCCGGCUUCUCCCAAACAGCCGCGUCUGAGGACCCCCGCGCCUCUGGUGAAGAAACAUCUGAGCCAGCCGCCUGUCGGCAGCCAGGCGGUGCACGGACAAACACGCAACGCACUCAGCAUGCUCCGCCCCCUCCGGCCGCAGGAAACUGACCUGGACCUGGAGAACAGCAUGGAGACGGGAAGGGAGACGCCUCAGAGCUCACCGACAUCCAACCAAACGUCAUCCGAGUCCAGUUCUGAGAGGCUGGAUUGUGACGCCUCAGGGCCCUGCAAACCCCCGACUCCUCCACUGCACAGACUCCCGUCCUGGGAAAGUCGUAUCUAUGCUGUUGCUAAGUCCGGGAUCAGACUGUCUGACACGUCUUGUUCGGGUCAUCCCAGCAGAGAUCCCUCUCUGCAGGCGUCCUACCCCGCCUUCGUGAUGUACACGUCGCUCAUCUAUAAAAACAUGACGGCUCCUGUCUACACCACGCUGAAGGGGAAAGCCACCCUGCUGAGCUGCAGCCCGUUCUCCGACGACUCGUCCAGCUCAGACAAUUCCUCCAGUUCAGGAGAGGAGGACGGAUCCGUCUGCAGCUCCCACAAUUCCUCUGGGUCCAGGAAGGACGGGAGCCCAGGAAGCCCACGCUGCCUCAAGAGAGCCGUGUCCGUGGCGUCUAUGACGUCAGAGAGUGACUAUGCCAUCCCUCCUGAUGCCUAUUCCACGGACACAGAGUUCUCCGAACCCGAACAGAAACUCCCCAAGACCUGCAGCUCAGCCAGCUACAACGGCAAGAGUGAGCCAAUGGAGAAGUCAGGCUAUCUGCUGAAAAUGGUUAAAACGUGGAAGAAGACCUGGAAGAGACGCUGGUUCGUCCUCAAAGAUGGAGAACUGCUCUACUAUAAGUCACCAAGCGACGUGAUCAGAAAGCCUCAGGGCCAGAUCGAAGUGAACGCGAGCAGCAGCAUCACCCGUGGAGGCGGCAAGCAAGUUCUUCAGAUUAUGACGGGGAAGCAUGUGUAUUAUCUGAAAGCGGACUCUCCUAACCUGCUGGAGGAGUGGCUGCACGUCCUGCAGAGCGUCCUGAGGUUGAAAGCUGCCAGUCCUCUGUUCACUCAGCCAGACAUCCGUCCCAUCAUGAAGGGACUUCUCAUCAAGGUAAAACACGGCUACUCAAAGCGGGUCUCGUGCGCUCUGAUCGGCAAGACGUUGUACUACUUCCGCAGCCAAGAGGACAAGUUCCCUCUGGGUCAGAUUAAGUUAUGGGAGGCCCGGGUCGAGGAGGUGGCUGGGUCAAAGGAGUCAGAUGAUGAACUGAAAGCUUGUGGGCGGAGCUUAGAGGCGGCUCCCUUUACUAUCGCCGUCCACCCUCAGGAGCAAAGCCCAACAUACUUGCUAAUCGAGUCCCGCCAUGAAAAGGAUUCAUGGCUGUACCAUCUGUCUGUGGCAGCAGGUACCACUGUGGGUAAAGUUGGCACCGAGUUCGAACAACUGGUGGGAAAACUCUUCCAACUGGACGGAGACGCAAAUUCUCAGAUCUGGAGAAAUCCCACGCUGUGUUUCAGGAAGGAGGCUCUCUCUUCUCCUCUCACCACUCUGCCAUCACAAGCCCUGCAGACAGAAGCCGUCAAACUCUUCAAGACCUGUCAGCUUUUCAUCAACGUCGCCAUCGAUGCUCCGGCCAUCGACUACCACGUCUCUCUGGCUCAGAGCGCCCUGCAGGUCUGCCUGGCCCACCCAGAGCUUCAGAACGAGUUCUUUUGCCAGCUCAUGAAGCAGACCCGCAUGAAGCAACCACAAAGCCACGCAGGACCUCUGCAGGGUUGGCAGUUUCUGGCUCUGUGUGUCGGAUUGUUUCUGCCGCGGCAUCCUUUCCUCUGGCUGCUCCAGGUUCACCUGAAGAGACACGGAGACUCCAGGACCGAGGUGGGAAAGUAUGCAAUCUACUGCCAGCGCUCUCUGGAGCGGACCCAGCAGAAGGGCGAGCGGCAGGCCCGGCCGUCCCGAAUGGAGAUUCUGUCCAUCCUGCUGAGGAAUCCGUAUCACCACUCUCUGCCUUUCAGCGUCCCCGUCCACUUCCUCAACAACACCUAUCAGGUGGUGAGUUUUGAUGCUUCAACAACUGUGGACGAGUUCCAGAGUCGCCUCAACCAGGACACAGGGAUGAGGAAAACCGGACUUUCCGGCUUCAGCCUGUACACAGAUGAUCCCACCGGACGAGAACUGGAGCACUGCCUGUCAGGAGGCAUCAAGAUUUGUGACAUUCUCUCCAAAUGGGAGCAGGCGUCCAAAGAGCAGCACUCUGGGAAGUCUGAAAACACCAGAACCGUCCGUCUUACCUACAAGAACAGGCUGUACUUUUCUCACCAGAUGAGAGGCGAGUCGGAGAGGGAGAGGUUGCUGCUAGCUUACCAGACUAAUGAAGCCAUCGUAGUCGGACACUUUCCUGUCAACAAGGAACUGGCUCUGGAAAUGGCAGCACUGCUCGCCCAGGUGGAGUUUGGAGAUUUUGAACGGUCCUUGUUUGCAUCCGGAUCGGCCCAAAGUAAAUCCAAUCAGAGCUUAAAACAAGUGUUGGACAGAUUCUACCCUAAACAUUACCGCAGAACCUCAUCUGAGGAUCAACAGAGGCAACUGAUGCAGCGUCUGUCGGCCCGCUGGGCCUCCCUCAAGGGGCGCGGUUCAUCCGAGUGUGUCCGGAUCUACCUGACUGUCGCCAGGAAAUGGCCGUUUUUUGGUGCUAAGCUGUUUCAGGCAGAGACUACCACUCCCUCCCCUGAGUCGGGUCAGAGUGUUUGGCUGGCGGUGCAUGAAGACGGGAUCAGCGUUCUGGAGCACAACUCGAUCAAACUGCUGGUGACCCAUCCGUACAAGAACCUGAUGACGUUUGGAGGCUGCAAAGAGGACUUCAUGCUGGUGGUGGGCCAAAACAUCGGCAAGGACAAACCUACCGAGAAGCAUCUGUUUGCGAUGGACGCCUCCAAAAUCAGGGAAAUCACCCUCCUCAUCUCCAGUUACAUCAACAGCGCUCAUCAGCAGAAGGCCGCCGCCCACCACCUGUCCGCCCCGGCUCUGAUGGUGGCCCAGCCCGUCAGCCUCAAGAGCAAAGAGCUGAGGAGCAAAUCCCCGCCGGCGCUCGGACGCCCGAGCAAGGCCCCCACGUUGCUCUGACGCAUUCAGCUAGAAAAACAAGCUCCGACUCCGUUAUUUCUGCAAACAGAAUGUCACUUCAGUUCAUGCUGCAAAAGUGAUCUGUUUGGUAUAUUUUAAUAUUAAAAAGUGGAAACCAGACCUCUCUUGGCUAGCAAAGAUUUUAGCAUCUAUUCUAAGUAUAUUUUUGCUUGUGAUGAGGAAGGUAAUGCUAUUUAUUAUUAACAUUGUUCCUAAACUGCUCAUCAGUCACAGUGAGUUUGGUUUAUUUCCUUCAGUAAAAUUUUAUUUAAAGUCUGUUUUUGCCAUUUUUAUUAUUAUUUGUUUUGAAUACAGGUAAAAAAGAUGCAACAAUUGCAGCUAAAGUUAAAUCUAAGCAUUAAAAAACUCAUCUGUCUACCAAUCAAUAAAGAUUUUUAUCAUA